This is a messenger RNA of Cinclus cinclus, 1523 nucleotides long. It is a transcript of the gene ANKRD42, whose product is annotated as ankyrin repeat domain 42. Bases 3 to 1523 code for a protein of 506 amino acids. The record is from RefSeq and is a predicted model, not a curated record. Lineage: Eukaryota; Metazoa; Chordata; Aves; Passeriformes; Cinclidae. Gene Ontology annotation, molecular function: protein binding. The transcript is spliced from 11 exons.
UAAUGCCCUUUUAUUACUCUUCACUAGUUGUCAAGAAAAAGCAAAAUUAUACUAGUGUGCAUGAAGCAGUGAAAGCUGGGGAUGUAGAACAGCUUGCGUCGAUGAUAAAAAGUGGAGCCAGUAUUAAUGAGAUGGAUGUAGUUCACAAAUUCACACCCUUGCAGUGUGCUGCCCACUCGGGAAGUCUGGAGUGCCUUCAGUGGUUGCUCUGGCACGGAGCUGACACCACGCGUGUGACCGUGAGAGGCUGGACAGUGGCUCACCUCGCGGCCAUCCGAGGGCAGGAUGCCUGCAUGCAGGCCUUGUUAGUGAGCGGAGUGGACGCAGCAGCUCGGGACGAGCGCGGGUGCACGGCCUCGCACCUGGCCGCAGCCCACGGGCACUCGUACACCCUGCAGACCCUGCUGCGUGCAGGGGCGGAUGUAAAUGUUUCAGACAGGAAUGACUGGAAACCUCUUCAUUAUGCUGCUUUUCACGGUCGCUUGGGGUGUUUGCAGCUUCUUGUUCGAUGGGGAGCGUGUGUAGAUGAUGUGGAUAACAAUGGAAACCUUCCAGCACAUCUGGCAGCAGUGGAAGGACACUUGCAUUGCUUUAAGUUCUUGGUCAGGAAAAUGGCUGGUGUUACGCACACUCUGAAAGCCAGGAAUGACCAUGGAGAGACUCCAAGGGACUUGGCUGAACGGUUCUACAAAGAUAAUAUUCUGAAAUAUAUUGAUAGUAUGGAAAAAGAGAAGGAACAUCCAGAGACACAGGAAGUUUUAGCUUUCCCAGCUCAUGAUGCUGCUGUCAAAGGGGACUUGUUAGUGGUUAGAAGACUGGUGAGAAGUGGAGUGGUCAGUAUUAAUGAGCGGGACAAUAAGGGGUCCACUCUCCUGCACAAAGCUGCUGAACAGGGGCAUAUCCAUUGCUUACAGUGGUUGGUUGAAAUGGGAGCUGACCGUGACAUUACAAAUUAUGCUGGAGAGACUCCAGAGGAUGUAGCCAAGAGGUUUGGCCAUCUGGCAGCUGUGGAACUUUUGACUCCAAGAACUGCAAACAAUAACUGUAGUGAUGAAGAACUAGAUGCAAACAACGUAAAGUUUUUUGAAACACAUGGGGUGGAAGGGAGUACAGAUAGCAAAGAAGAUUUAACCCUGGAUAAAGCAGAGAAAAGUAAUGCACGCCUAAGGGCCUAUCACAAGAUUAAAGAACUUCAGUGGCUUCUAGAAAUUGCCUACAGCAACUACAGACAGCUGGGGGGAGUAACUGAAGAGGAGAGGAAGAUGAAAAAAGAAGAAAGGAAACGUGAGAAGGCUGUGCGGGAGCUGGAGGCCCAGCUGGAGUAUGAGCGAGUCAGGCGGGAGAAGCUGGAGAGCCAGCUGGAUGAUUACCGCGCUGAGAUAAGCCGGCUCCGACAGGGCCGGGGGAAAACCCGCACGGCCUCUGCUGCCUCCGCGGAAAUGGAGACAAUGGCCAAGUCUUGCAAAGACAAAAGGAAAAUGAAGCAGCAGCCAGCCUGCAGCCCAGGAGUGAGACUGCGCUGA